Gossypium raimondii (Peruvian cotton) is the source of this 1238-nucleotide messenger RNA. RefSeq names its product protein-L-isoaspartate O-methyltransferase 1. Gene Ontology annotation, cellular component: cytoplasm. The transcript is spliced from 4 exons. Gene Ontology annotation, biological process: protein modification process. Gene Ontology annotation, molecular function: protein-L-isoaspartate (D-aspartate) O-methyltransferase activity. The record is from RefSeq and is a predicted model, not a curated record. NCBI's taxonomy places the organism in Eukaryota, Viridiplantae, Streptophyta, Magnoliopsida, Malvales, Malvaceae. The coding region runs from base 113 to 997 and encodes 294 amino acids.
UUGACUGGGGCUUCACCGAGAGAGCAGAGCCCUACAAGUGUGAAUGAGGAUUAGCACUGAAAAUAUAUGUUGAGAUGGAAAGGCCGAGAAACUGUAUAAAGAAUUUUAAAAAAUGAUGAAUCUAUCAUCCACAAUGAAGGCAUAUGGAUGCCGCUAUUGCGUGUCACCAUUAAAGCAUCUCUUACACACCACUAAUCACCAUCUCCGUUUUCGACCACGCUCUCCUCCCUUAUUCUCUUCUUCAUUUAACAAUCUUAAGCUCCCUAACUUUAAUCUUCUUCUCACUUAUAACUCUCUCUUCUUCACCACGGAGCACUUGUGGGGUCGAAGUGGGAUGAACACUAACAAGAAAAUGGUGGAGCAUUUGCAGCAGUAUGGGGUGAUUUCAUCCGAGAAAGUUGCUCGAGUAAUGGAGACUAUCGAUAGGGCGUUAUUUGUACCAGAUAGGACCCCAGCUUAUGCUGACUGUCCGCAGGAAAUAGGUUACAAUGCUACCAUUUCUGCACCUCAUAUGCAUGCUACCUGCCUUCAAUUAUUGGAGGAAAAAUUGCAGCCUGGCAUGCAUGCUUUAGAUGUUGGCUCAGGAACUGGCUACUUGACUGCUUGCUUUGCAAUGAUGGUUGGACCACAGGGCCGAGCCAUCGGUGUUGAACACAUUCCCGAACUGGUUGCUUCUUCCAUAAACAAUAUUGAAAAAUCUGCGGCGGCUCCAUUGUUGAAAAAAGGCUCUCUUUCGAUGCAUGUCGGCGAUGGAAGGGAAGGUUGGCCAGAAUGUGCACCCUAUGAUGCUAUACAUGUCGGGGCAGCAGCACCGGAAAUGCCUCAGGCACUCCUCGAUCAAUUAAAGCCCGGUGGCAGGAUGGUGAUUCCUGUAGGAAAUAUAUUCCAAGAUUUGAAAGUAGUUGACAAAAAUCCGGAUGGCUCGAUUAGCAUCCGAAGCGAGAGUUCUGUCCGGUAUGUUCCUUUGACGAGUCGUGAUGCUCAGUUGCAGAGUUAAUUGAAUUCGGAAAAUGCAUCAAUUGGCUUAAAGCUUGUUUGAAACUUUAUCCAUUGUGCUGCAGAAUGCUAGUAGUUUAAUGGUUCAUUUUCCAUAAUGCUACUAGUUUAAUGGUUCAUUUUCCAUAAUGCUAGGAAUAUAUCCCCAUUAUGGGAUAUGAGUAUGUUUACUGUUUCACUUCUUAUGUUUUCUUUUAUUCGGAUAUAAAUAUUUUAAUAACAUCUGCCGAUAUUAUCUAAAA